Priapulus caudatus is the source of this 3384-nucleotide messenger RNA. Its product is annotated as histone-lysine N-methyltransferase PRDM9-like. Gene Ontology annotation, molecular function: RNA polymerase II cis-regulatory region sequence-specific DNA binding; DNA-binding transcription factor activity, RNA polymerase II-specific. The record is from RefSeq and is a predicted model, not a curated record. The coding region runs from base 285 to 1751 and encodes 488 amino acids. Gene Ontology annotation, biological process: regulation of transcription by RNA polymerase II. The transcript is spliced from 3 exons. NCBI's taxonomy places the organism in Eukaryota, Metazoa, Priapulida, Priapulimorpha, Priapulimorphida, Priapulidae.
ACGCCUUAUGCAACCGCAUAUGGGACCUAUCCGCGACGUCUACCGUUCAUUCACGAAAAGCGAGCGAGUGCAUGUGAGUAGUGAAGGCGCUACGCGGAUACUCGCGCGUGUGAUCUCAAAUGAACAGCUAGUGCAAACAAGCCCGCGCACAGCAGCAGCAGCAGCAGCACGAACGCCCACACAUUUCUACGCGCAUUCAGUCUUUACCGACCGCGGGGGAGUGAGUACAUACCACUCACAUACUCACACACGCACACGAACAGGCAGGCACACGUUGGGACGGUAUGGACGCAGGUGUGUGCGUGCACGCAGCCGGCGACAACGAGGUAUUCGACGAGGAUCGCGAUCAGAUCGUCCCCGAUGUCACCGCAAAGCUAACCGCUGUCAAGCGAGAGGACCAGCAGAACACGUGUCGCUUCUCCAACGCAACACAGGCAGACAGACCACUGAUCGAUCAGUUCUUGCUGGCCAGUAUAGACUCGUUCGCUCUCAAGGCUAGUCGCAGAGAAAGCGCCUCACUCGUCGACGAGUUCUUCAACGACGACGAGGACGACGAGGACGACGACGACGAGGAGGAGGAGUUCGAGGAGACGAGUUCCCGUAACGUCUACGCAAAGCAGUCGACCGCAGAGGGUGGCGCCACCUGCCGCAAGCUGUCGCACUUCGAACCGUCGGAGAGCCUGACGCGGACGGUGCUGACGAAAUCUCUGCGACACCCGCCGACGGAAGUGCGCAAGCCGUCGCCGCCGAUCGGCGCAAAGGACGACGCCGACGUCUGCGCGAAAGCCGACGAGAUGAACAUUCAGAACGUGUGGGAGGCCAUCCGGCAGUCGUCGGAGGCGAUCGAUGACAUUAAGCUAUUCGGCGAGUUCGGAAAGCCGGUGAUGGUGAAGAUGGAACCGAACGAGAACGUGUCGCCGUGCAGCGUCGACUCGACGACGAUGGCGCUGCCACCUUGCGGCUACCCGCUGAAUCAGGCCGUCGCGCAGAGCUACGACUUUCCGGGCGAGUUCCGCCUUCCACCGCUGCGCGACGCUCUUCUGAACGACGUGAAACUCUCGCAGAUACAGUUGGAGCCGAUGGGCAUUAACCCUUUCCACGCGUACCAGCAGCAGCAGCAGCAGCAGCAGCAUCAGCAGACGCUGCCGGGCGCCGAGAGUCUCUUUCAGACGAAAGUCAAAUCGGAACUUGUCGAUUUAGGCGGCUGGCUGUGCAAUCCUCCGCCGGCGUACCCGCUGACGCCGCCCGAGUCGCAGCCGAACAGUCCCGACCUCGCCAUCUCCAUGGUGCCGCGUCACACGCCGCCGCCUCCCUACACGAUGGCGGCGAACUCUGGCGGCUACUCGAUGUCGUCGGCGUCGGACUGCUGCAUCGUCAGCUCGUCGACGACCGACGCGCUGCUGGAGAGCCGACUGCGGGAGUGCACGACGAUUCGCUACAACCGACGCAACAAUCCCGAGCUGGAGAAGCGACGCAUACACUUCUGUGACUUCCCUGGAUGUAGGAAGGCCUACACGAAGAGCUCUCAUUUGAAAGCGCACCAAAGAAUACAUACAGGCGAGAAGCCGUACCAGUGCUCGUGGGAGAGCUGUCUCUGGCGGUUCGCUCGCUCCGACGAACUGACGCGCCACCUACGCAAGCAUACGGGCGCCAAGCCGUUCCGCUGCCGUGUGUGCGACCGUUCGUUCGCCCGCUCCGACCACCUGGCGCUGCACAACCGCCGCCACGCGCCGAAAGCCAAGGGCUUGUGACCGGUGUCAGUCGACCACCGGCCGUUGUCGUCGUCGUCAUCGUCGUCAUCGUCGUCGUCAUCGUCUGGGAGCCAAACGUCGUCCGCAAGUGCGCGUGCACGCCGAGGGCGAGCGGUCGUGCCCGCGUUGUCGUCAGAUCGUGUAGCUAACGUGGACGUGGAUCUACGAGGACGACCUACAUCCUGGCACGGACCGCGCGUCGCGUGGCACAGCCGGACAUCCUGUACGCGCAGGAUGUCGCUGUAAACCACUGGCGUUAUCGGAGAUUGACUUUUUUUUAAAUGUGGCCAUACGCGCUGUGUAGACUGUACAAUUGUAGUGUAUCGACGAAGAAGAAUUUCUAUUGUGGUAUAAGUGAUGAGUCAAAAGAAUCUAUAUUUAUUAAAACGUGUUUGUUUCGUUAGGUCUGAUAUAGGCGUAGGUAUGUACAGAUCAUGAAAUAACUGUUGUUUCGUCAUAUUUAAUACAUUCCGUAUCGUAUUUUCUUCCUGUUACUUCAUCGUUGUAGAGGAGGAGGUGCCAGUAGCGACCUCCUUUAUGACUACACCGAGUCUUCAUUGAACUUUAGAUAAUAAACUAAGAUCUGUAUAUAGCUUAGACGUUGAUCGCUGCUGUAUUGUGCCGAAUUCGAGUGUGACUGGUGACUAUGAUUGAUUUAUUAAGCAUGUAUUCUACGGUAUAAUAAUGUAUUCGCCAGACAGGGAUAAUGUUAGUUUUUCGUGCAUCGAAGCAAUAGAUCAUCGAGGAAUCAAAUUGAGUUGCUGUUUAGACAGGUAGCAAUAAAGAUAGGCGAGGUACGGUAGAAUUGCGGUAGUUCGAUUUUCUAUUGAGGGACCAAAACGCUUAAAAUGACCAGAUUUUUGUGAUUAAAAAUUAUUGUGAAAAUAUUUCACCACGUGCCAACUUAAAAAUGGAGUGCCUGUGUAUACAAUUGUCGUUGUUCGUAUUUUCAUAGAUCCUAGAUGAGUUAUCACUAUUGUGUUUAUUAGCAUGAAAUGGGAUGUGCUCUUUCAAUAAAUCCGCCAAUGAACUGGCAAAUAUCCCAGUAGACAAUCAAAUAUGACCGAAUUAAGCUGAUUUAAGGAAAGUAACUUGUUUUUGUUUUUUUAAUUCGGCUUCUAUGAACAUGCUUUCUGUGCCUACCAAUCAAAAUGGAUCUUAAAUGCGGUACGUAUUUGAUUUUAGAAUAUACGGAAUAUGUGUGGAUUACAAAAAUAUAUAUUUUAGUAUACGGACAUUAUUGUAGUCGUGUUUUAUCUAUGUGAUGUUGGAAAACCUAUUCUGAAAUGUUUAUAGAAUGUAGUGAAUGCAUGUAGAAACGUGCACGUAAUAAAGUUUAGUGCUCCAUAUCUAAUUACCAAUUGGAAUUAUGUAAAUUGUUUAUGAAACGACGUAAUCAAAAUUGUUCUAAAAACUUAUCAAUGAACUUUUAAUGAGUCUUCUAUCUCACAAGGGUGUAACGUUUUUGCUAUAAUAACAGAAUGCUCACCUUUGCUACCAUUGUAAAUAUUGGAAAAAUUUUGUAUCUAAUUAAAUCUUAUGUAAUCUCAUGAUGAUAGUAUGGAAAACUUUGGAAUUUUUCAUGCCACGCAUGUCUAGUAAUAAACAGACCCUUCACGUUCAUCUAAAAGAA